Leptopilina boulardi is the source of this 2015-nucleotide messenger RNA. RefSeq names its product DNA endonuclease RBBP8-like. Lineage: Eukaryota; Metazoa; Arthropoda; Insecta; Hymenoptera; Figitidae. The transcript is spliced from 7 exons. Gene Ontology annotation, biological process: double-strand break repair via homologous recombination; DNA double-strand break processing involved in repair via single-strand annealing. Gene Ontology annotation, cellular component: site of double-strand break. The record is from RefSeq and is a predicted model, not a curated record. Bases 183 to 1862 code for a protein of 559 amino acids. Gene Ontology annotation, molecular function: Y-form DNA binding; damaged DNA binding; flap-structured DNA binding.
AUGUCACAACAUUCUUUUUGUUUGUUAUUGUUUAUUUUCUAAGAAUUGCAUUCUUAGAUUUGUAAUUAUAUUCUUUUGUGCAUAAUUUUAUAAAGAUGGAAUGUAAAAAAAAGUUUUAAUCGUUUUAAACAAUAGAAAACAUUAAAAAUAUCAAAUUUAACCUAUUAAUACGAAAUUUAAAAAUGCUUUUAUCUGAAAGCCUUUUGUCAGAUGUUAAUGAACAGGAGAAAUUAUUGGAAAAAUUUGAUGAAACUUUAAAAUCAUUAAGACGACAAUUCAGAAAAUUACUAAAGGAAAGAAAAGCGCAUAAAAAUUGUAAAUUAUCAAAUCAAUCAGAAGAUGAUACUAGUGUUACUUCUACAAAAACAAAUGACAGCAUUAAAGAAGUACAUGAUACAACAGAAAUAAUUGCGGAAGAUAAAAAUGACAUUUCAAUGAUAGAAUGCAAUAAUGUGAUAGAAAAAUCAACUCCAGAUAAUCUUGAUGUUCAAGAAAUAGUUGAAAAUAAUUUACUAUUAGAUGAAAUACCAGAAAUACUUUCUGUUCAGUUUGAUACUGAAUCUGAGCAUAGUUUAAUGAAACAAUUUGAAGAAUCAAAAUUAAAUUCAAACAAUAACGAAAGUCAAAUACAAAAAAGUCCUGUAUUUUCAAGAAAUAAAAUUCGAGGGAAGAAGAAUUUUUCUUGUAAAAUUUAUCCCAAUAUUGAAAAGGAGAAAAUUACUGAAAUUCCAAAAUCCGCUAAUGAUAAUAAUUUGUCAAAUAUGAAUAUAUCACUUUUUUCUUCAGUGAAGGAAAAUGAUAUUUUUACAAGUCCUAAAUUAAAACCUAGUCAAAAAUUAGGUGUCUCUAAUUUAUAUAAUGUUAAUUCGAAAAUGUCAUGUAAAGGAAAUAAAUUGAAACAAACGAAACUUAUAUUUAUAACAGACGAAGAGAAAACAGACAUUAGUAAAGAGACAAAUAUAACAUCAAAAGCGGAAAAUAGAACAAUUGAUUCACUAUUUGACACGUCUUUAUUUAAUUCCAAUAUAAAUGUUGAAAAUAUGGAUAUUGAUAUGGAUGAGACAUUUGCAAGUUCAAAAUCAACAAUUGACACAACAUUGGGUUCGUCAACACCAAAAAGAAUUACUAAAUCAAUUGAAUGUGUUUUUGAAAAAAUUAGCCCUGCCAAGGAAAAUAAAAUUAAAAUUAAAGACAAUAUUUCUCAAAUUAAUUCGAGUUAUGAACCAGAGGCUUCGCUAACACAAUUUUUAUCUCCAAAGAAGCAUCAUUCUGAUUCUGAUACGGAUUUUAGUUUUCAAGAAGAUCAUCAUUUAAUGAAGAAAAAAACUACUCACAGAGUAGCAAGAAAAAAUCUUGUUGGUUUUAUCAAAAAAGCAUCUGUUUUAAAAGAAAAUUCUCACAAAGAUUACAAUCAAAUAAAUAAGACUCAUGUCAAUGAAACAAUGAUGGAUGAUGAAACAUUCUUUUCACCUGGAGAAUAUGAAAAUGAUAUAAAAAUAGAAAAAACAUCACCUAAACCAGGAAGUUCAAGAGAAAUAACUAGUCCAAAAAUAAAACGACCUCCAAUGAGAAAUUUCGAUAAGAUUUCUGAAAAGAAAAAAUGCAUUCCAGAAUAUGCGUAUGAUGAUCAGGUUAUUAGACGGAAAAAUGAAAGAGCACGACUUAAUGGAUGGUCAUGUUGGGAUUGCAAAAAGUAUUAUGAAGAACUCAAUCUUCCUGAGAAUGAACUUAAAGAAUAUAUGAAAAAGUGUUCUCGUCAUAAGGCAAAAUUCGAUCCUUAUUAUUAUACUCCACCAGGUUUUUGGGAUCCAGCUUUUCCCGAUACACUUUGUCCUUCAUUACCUGAACGAGAAAAAAAAUAAAGUACCUGACAUUUUUAAUACUGCCGAUAAUGAUAAAAAGAAAAUAGCGCAGAUUACAAGAAUUAAAUUAAAUUUUUAUUUUCCUAUAAAUAACUAUUUUCAUAAUUAAAAUACAAUUAUCUGUAAAUAUAUUCUUUACAAUUAUUAAAAUAA